Messenger RNA from Spodoptera littoralis (African cotton leafworm), 1090 nucleotides. NCBI's taxonomy places the organism in Eukaryota, Metazoa, Arthropoda, Insecta, Lepidoptera, Noctuidae. The record is from the annotation of a GenBank genome assembly.
AUGUUUCGCAAUAGAUUAAGAACACUUAUUUGCAGAAAUCAUGACUUUCAGAGGUGCAAACACACGAGUAAGCUCGAUGCUAUUCGAGAGAAGUUGCGAGAAGGCCCCAGUUUUGCUGAUUUUGUGUCUGAAGACCGUCCUAAAGACUGGGAGGAUUAUGAAGGCAAAUUGAAGAGAGAAAAAGGAGAAGCGGAAAGAUUGAGGUUGCCGCCCUGGUUGAAAACCACUAUACCUACUGGGUCAAAGUUCACGGGAAUCAAGAAGCAGCUUCGUGAGUUGAAACUGAGCACAGUGUGUGAGGAGGCGCGCUGCCCUAACAUCGGGGAGUGGGGGCAAACAUGGCACAUCUACAGCUACUAUAAUGUUGAUGGGUGACACGUGUACUCGAGGCUGCAUGUUCUGCUCGGUGAAGACGUCCCGGCGGCCGCCGCCGCUGGACGCGCGCGAGCCAUACAACACCGCGCACGCCAUCAACCAGUGGGGACUCGGGUACAUCGUGCUCACAUCUGUCGAUAGAGAUGACUUGCCCGACGGUGGAUCCGCUCAUUUCGCCGAAACUGUUAGAGAAAUCAAACGACAGAACAAAGACAUCCUGGUGGAAUGUCUAGUGCCAGACUUCAGAGGUAACCGGGAUUGUAUCCAGACCAUAGCGGAGUGCGGGCUAGACGUGUUCGCACACAACAUAGAGACAGUCGAGCGACUCACUCCCUUCGUCAGGGAUCCUAGAGCUGGAUAUCGUCAGACUCUAAAAGUACUACAGACGGCCAAGGAAGUGAACCCGGACCUAAUAACCAAGUCUUCAAUUAUGUUGGGACUUGGCGAGACUGACGAGCAAGUCGAACAGACUAUGAAAGACCUUCGCGAGGCGGGUGUUGACUGUCUAACAUUAGGCCAAUACAUGCAGCCAACCAAACGACAUCUAAAAGUCUUUGAAUACGUCACUCCUGCUAAAUUCAAGGAGUGGGAAGUCCGGGGCAAUGAACUCGGGUUCCUGUACACCGCCAGUGGACCUCUCGUCAGAUCCUCAUACAGAGCUGGAGAGUUCUUCAUCACUAGUUUACUCAAAGAUAGGAAGGCGAAGAGUUUGUGA